AUGGAGCUGGACGUGGAACGGGCCAAGGAGCUCAUUGAGCAGAAGCUGGCAGAGGAAGAGAAGGAGGAGGAGAAGAGAAUCAAAGAGGAUGGCAUGCGAGAGCCGCCGGUCGUGGAGCGGAUGAGCACACCCGAGCUGGAGGAGGAGAAACGCCACGGCCCCAGGAACCGUGGCCUUGAGUCUGUCAAGGGCCAGGAGCGGGUGCGGAAGAGCUCGGUGGACCUGCGACGGGAGAUCAUCGAUGUGGGAAGCAUCCAGCGCCNNNACCCUGCCAGCCAGGGAAGCAGGGCAGGGAGAUCCCGUGUUGUCCUCUCUCCUGCACCCCUGUGAUGCCCCAGUCCUGAGCCUGUCCCAUUGCCAGAGGGUCCUGUGGAGCCAGAGACCUUCCUGCGAGCCGCCGUCCAGGGCAAGAUGCACAUCAUUGAGAAGUUUCUGGCAGAUGGCGGCCCUCCCGAUACAUGUGACGAGUUCCACCGCACGGCCUUGCACCGCUCCUCGCUGGAGGGUCACACAGACAUACUGCAGAAGCUGCUGGGCAGUGGGGCCAGUGUCGACUUCAGGGACCGGCUGGACUGCACCGCUGUGCACUGGGCCUGCCGGGGCGGGCACCUGGAUGCUGUCAAGCUGCUGCAGGACCAUGGGGCAGACCUCAACCUGAAGGACAAGCUGCUCAGCACCCCUCUCCAUGUGGCCACCCGGACCGGGCACCUUGACAUUGUGGAGCACCUAAUCCACUGUGGGGUGGACAUCAACUCCCCAGACAGAGAGGGCGACACAGCGUUGCACGAUGCCACGCGGCUCAGCCGCUACAAGAUCAUCAAAAUGCUGAUCCUGCACGGGGCCGACAUGAUGGCCAAGAAUGAGGCUGGCAAGACCCCUACGGACCUCGUGCAGCAGUGGCAGGUGGAUACACGCCAGGCACUGGAGACCAAGGCACAGCCACAGGAGGAAAUGGAAGUCCCUGCAUGA
This is a messenger RNA of Mesitornis unicolor (brown roatelo), 969 nucleotides long. It is a transcript of the gene ANKRD2, whose product is annotated as ankyrin repeat domain 2 (stretch responsive muscle). Gene Ontology annotation, cellular component: nucleus. Gene Ontology annotation, molecular function: RNA polymerase II-specific DNA-binding transcription factor binding. The record is from RefSeq and is a predicted model, not a curated record. Gene Ontology annotation, biological process: regulation of transcription by RNA polymerase II. NCBI's taxonomy places the organism in Eukaryota, Metazoa, Chordata, Aves, Mesitornithiformes, Mesitornithidae.